Messenger RNA from Melanaphis sacchari, 1361 nucleotides. Its product is annotated as probable G-protein coupled receptor Mth-like 3. The record is from RefSeq and is a predicted model, not a curated record. NCBI's taxonomy places the organism in Eukaryota, Metazoa, Arthropoda, Insecta, Hemiptera, Aphididae. Gene Ontology annotation, biological process: cell surface receptor signaling pathway; G protein-coupled receptor signaling pathway. Gene Ontology annotation, cellular component: membrane. Gene Ontology annotation, molecular function: G protein-coupled receptor activity.
GGGCGGGUGCAAGAAGAGCGAGACGCCGUUCGCGCUGUCCGCCUACGAUACGGACGCGGACGGCCGGCCGGCGGGCCUGUCCGGCAGGACGGUGCUGCCGUAUUACGCGCGGCUCCGGUGCGUCCAGCGGGACAUCGUCGUCGGCGGGUUCGCGUUGACCGCGGACGGCAGCCUGUACCGGGCCGCGGACGGCGCGACCUUGCCGGCCGCCGACUACUGCGUGGAGUACUACGCCGCGGCCGCGGCCGCGGGACAACCGGCCACCGUCCGCCCGGAGGCGUUCGUGUGCGCCUCGGCCGCCGCGGCCGCGGACACGCGCGCCAGCUGGAAGUACUUCGUCAUGCUGGUCGGUUUCGUGCCGUCCAUCGUGUGCCUGGCCCUCACGCUGCUCGUGUACGCCACGCUGUCCGGCCUGCGCAACGUGCACGGCUACUACGUCAUGUGCUACGUGGCGUGCCUGCUCCUGUCGUUCGUCUGCCUGCUGGCCAUCCAGUGGACGCAGGACUCCAUGGAGCGCCAGUGGUGCGAGCUCUUCGGUUAUUUUACAUUAUUUGCAUUUCUGACAACAUUUUGCUGGUUAAAUGUAAUAUGCUUCGAUAUUUACUGGAUGUUAAGAUACAACAAUUCAAUAAACAAAAAUACAUCUAUAUCAGUACGUACCAUUAUAUAUCAUAUUUACUGUUGGGGAUUAUCAAGUAUUUGUGUAUCUACUGGUUAUUUAUUUCAACAUUCACACCACGAAACACUACUGAAAUUAGCACCUGAUAUUGGAAUCCAUAAUUGUUGGUUUUCCGACAACACUAACACUGGAAAUAUAAUAUUCUUCAUACUACCUGUGUCUGUUAUGCUGUCUGUCAAUUUAAUUUUGUUCGUGCUAACUGCUAUUCACUGUUCAAGAAUAAAAUCUGAACUCAAUAAAUUCAAACGAACCGAUUCAAAAACACAACGAUUUCUUGUUGACAAAGAAAAAUUUGUAAUGAGCAUUAAACUAUUUCUGGUUAUGGGAAUUCCGUGGACAUUCGAAAUACUAUCUAAAAUCUUACAAAAUGAUUGGUUCAUAUGGCACAUUUUAGAUGAAAUUAACGCACUACAAGGCGUGAUGAUAUUUAUUAUAUUUGUGGCUAAACGCAAAGUUAUUACGAGUUUACGAAAAAAGUUUAGAGGUUCUAUGGAUCACAGUGAGUCAACAAAAAUGAACACUAUCUCUGGGUCGUCACAAAGCAGCUGUGCUCAUAAAAAUUAUAAUGAUUUCUAAAUGAAAUAUAUAGUUAUAAGUAGUAUCAACUAUUAAGACUUUAUAAGUCUUAAAGCAGAUAAAAAAAAUGAUUUUUUUUUUGUGUCUUUAAAUAUUGCAUUUUUGU